AUGUCGCUCUUCAGAGUUGGGGGCACUGCCUGCCUUCGGGCGAGCCGAUUGGCUGCUCCCGUCAAUGCCCGUUUCGUCUCCAAUGUCAAGACCACGCCGGCCGACCCUCCGACCACGCUUCGCAAAGAGAGCGAGCUGAUCAACAAGGAGACCCCUUCGGAGGCGAUGUCCCGUCAUCAACCGGACUAUGAUGCCACCAUUGAUCACGGCACCUCACAAUUCUCUCCAGUCCCCAAGCGUGUGAUGGACGGCAGCGAGCCCGGCGAAACCGUCCCCGCCGCUGUUCUCUCCGGCGCUCCGACCGAUCUGCAGGCUCGCACUGUCAGAAUCUACCGCCCCACGAAGCCCGCCACUCAGUCCGGAACUUGGCACGCGCACCACUGGCGGAUGGAUUGGGAUAUUUUGCAGAAGGGACACCGAUGGGAGAACCCACUGAUGGGCUGGCAGUCGUCUGCCGAUGGAAUGCAAGGAACCAACCUGACCUUCAAGUCCAAGGAGGAUGCGAUUCUGUUUGCGCAGAAGCAGGGCUACGAGUACUUUGUUCAGGAGCCGAACGAGCGCCGUUUCGUGCCCAAGGCGUAUGCAAACAACUUCCUGCAUGAAACGAGGAAGCUCAAGCACAUCAAGACGAAAUGA
Molecule: messenger RNA, 636 nt
Organism: Penicillium lagena
Lineage: Eukaryota; Fungi; Ascomycota; Eurotiomycetes; Eurotiales; Aspergillaceae
Product: ETC complex I subunit
Exons: 3
Coding region: 1-636 (211 amino acids)
Biological process (GO): electron transport chain
Source: RefSeq, a predicted model, not a curated record